AUGACUGCGAACCAUGAUGCAGUGUACUGCCACACAGAGAGCAUAGUCUCGAGCAAGCGGCGGAAGCACUAUCGCAUCCCGGUUCGCUCACAACAUUGGCAGCUCCGAUCCCUCAUCUCCGCCGAAAAACGUCACCUCAUAUAUUUCCCUGGUGGCAAUGGUAGCAACCAUGUCCAGAGGCUGAAUACUUCGACACAAGAAUGUGAAACAAUAAAGCUGCUCACAUUCGCACCCCGAUGUCUGGUGGCGGAGAACGGAUGGCUAUGCUGUGGAAGUGAGAGUGGCGACUUUGUCGCUAUUCGUCUCGACGAAGGCACCGACAGCAGCAAUCCCAACACGCCGCUGAAUUUGGACCCCGACGCUCGGUUACCGUUGAACAUGGAGUCUCGCGAGGAAUCGCUUCUUUCACUAAUAACCCAAGCGCGACGGUCAAACAAGAGCCUGAUUGCGAAAAGCGUCAAGCUAGCAAACGAUCGCGUCAACUGCAUUACCAUGUGGUUUCCUGGUGCUCUGGCCCCUCCUGUCGUAGGAGCCUACACGGAGCCAGUUGCUAUUCUAGCUAACAAUGACUGCACUGUGACCGUCAUCAGCUUACGCGACUUCGAUCAGAGCGAUAAGACAGCUCCACUCGACAUCGUCACCUACCCCGAUUUCGUCAACCGCGCGACUAUUUCGCCUGACGGACGCAUCAUGGUUGCUAUCCUGGAUGACCCUUAUCUCUAUGUUCAUGUUCGCACAGAAACGUCGCGCGAGUCAGGACGUCUGCCAGAGUAUACAUGGGAACUACGGCGACGACUGAUGCUUAAAAGCCAGAAAAAGGGUGACAGAGCAGACAGUCGUGGUAGUUUCGCCGCGUGCUUCUCGAACUCUGGCUCGUACCUUGCUGUUGGCACGCAGCAUGGUGUCAUUUCUAUAUAUGACGGCGAGCUGCUGUUAAACGUCGACGCACAACCCCUUAUCACAACCUUGGAGUCAUCGAGACCCCGAAGCGGCCCAGGCGCAAUCCGUGACAUGGCAUUUUGCCCUGGCCCAUUUGAUAUUCUGGCUUGGACGGAAGACCGUGGCCAUAUCGGUAUUGCUGAUGUACGGGCAAAUUUCAUCGUUCGCCAGAUUGUCGACAUCAACGCAGACGCCGACUUUGAACAUGUCAACAUAUUUGACCGCAAUACUAUUGAUCCCAGGCUUCUGGACGGACAGAGUUCAUCAAGGAGGGACGGCGGUCAGCUGGCUCGGGGUGGCCUAUCAACUACCAGACGCGAAGGGGGGGGCCGGAUCGACACUCUAAAUCAGCCACUCACACCAAGUGAGACGUUGGUACUGGAAGCUAUACAAGGAGACCGUCGCCGACGAGACAGAAUAACGCAGCGGACUGACGGUGCAGACACCGCCAUGGCCGACUCUUCCUGGUCAUAUCUAGCGAGCAUACGACCACCGACCACCGAAAAUGAGUCGUCGCGGCCUCGCCAGCGCAGUAGUAGUGCCACUCGCGGAAGUUCCGAGACGCUCAACUCAUAUCGAGACCAGAGGGAACGAGAGAGGGUCACUGACCGCGUCAGAAACAUUCGACAAGCUGCGAGAGAGCCGAGUGACAGACUCUCUGGACGUCGAGACCAGAGAUGGAUCGACAGGCUGGGCGAAACUGUGGCUGCCAUGCGCGAGCAGCGUGAACGUGACGGGAACAGCCACGCGGACGCAUCAUAUCUCAACGUUCUCGAUAUUCUACAGGCCCAGGAGAGAAGCACCGGAACUCCUGCCGGAACCGGGACAUCGACCGCAACAGGAGCCGCUGCAGGGACUGCCACAGGAAGCGGAACCGGAUCUGCAUCGCGGCCCGCGACCACGGCUGCCAGCACUCUCGCCAACGACCCCGAACGCGAUGAUUCCUCUCUGUUGGUACCUUUGGUCAACCAAGUCGUCAACCGAUGGGAAGAAAGCGCGAUUCGAGGAACUCUUGUCACGGAGCACGCUGGGCUGUUCGAAGUGCCGCCUUCACCAGACAACACCGCUGGGCUUGCCUGGAGUGACGAUGGUCGUACCUUAUUCGUGGGAGCCCAAAACGGCAUCUACGAGUUCCAGAUCAACGCUCAAAGUCGACUCUUCUUCCCCAGCAUGCAGAUGCGCUAA
This is a messenger RNA of Akanthomyces muscarius, 2124 nucleotides long. RefSeq lists its product as uncharacterized. The record is from RefSeq and is a predicted model, not a curated record. Gene Ontology annotation, molecular function: protein binding. NCBI's taxonomy places the organism in Eukaryota, Fungi, Ascomycota, Sordariomycetes, Hypocreales, Cordycipitaceae. The coding region runs from base 1 to 2124 and encodes 707 amino acids. The transcript is spliced from 4 exons.